This is a messenger RNA of Diospyros lotus (date-plum), 1338 nucleotides long. RefSeq names its product AP2-like ethylene-responsive transcription factor At1g79700. Gene Ontology annotation, biological process: regulation of DNA-templated transcription. Lineage: Eukaryota; Viridiplantae; Streptophyta; Magnoliopsida; Ericales; Ebenaceae. The coding region runs from base 1 to 1338 and encodes 445 amino acids. The record is from RefSeq and is a predicted model, not a curated record. The transcript is spliced from 9 exons. Gene Ontology annotation, molecular function: DNA-binding transcription factor activity; DNA binding.
AUGGUGGAGGUCCAAUCCCAGUGGGCUCAGAGGGCUCUUCCUCAAGGCGAGCUAGAAGUCCAUCCCCAGGGCCAGCUAAGGGCACAACCUCAAGUCCAGCCAGGGUGUUUUGCUCAUGCCAAUGAGCAAAGAAGUGCCCUGUUUUGGACUAUAGCCAUCGGAGAGUUGCCCCAAAUGGCUAAAAAUCAUCCUAGAACUAAAAUGAUAGACAACUUGACGACAAUGGUGAAGAACGAGGAAAAACCGGGAAAGCGCUGCGUAAUCAUGGUAGAUGGAGAGGCCAGGGAAAGAAGGUGCAUCAAGAGAAGGAGAAGGGAUGAAACUGCAGCCGCACUUGGCUGCAUCGAGCAGCAGUUGGCGCCACAACAGCAAGUUGAUCAAGCUUCUCCACCUACCGCUGUGAAGAGAAGCUCAAGAUUUCGUGGUGUCAGCAGGCACAGAUUGACGGGACGAUUUGAAGCUCACUUGUGGGAUAAACUCUCCUGGAAUGCAACGCAAAAGAAGAAAGGGAAACAAGUUUACCUUGGAGCUUAUGAUGAAGAAGAAUCUGCAGCAAGAGCAUAUGAUUUAGCGGCACUUAAGUAUUGGGGGACUUCCACUUUCACCAAUUUCCCGGUGUCUGACUAUGCCAAGGAGAUUGGAAUAAUGCAAACCGUAACAAAAGAGCAGUACCUAGCCUCCUUGAGAAGAAGGAGCAGUGGCUUUUCAAGGGGUAAAUCGAAAUAUAGAGGUGUUGCCAGGCACCAUCACAACGGGAAAUGGGAAGCGAGGAUAGGAAGAGUUUUUGGGAACAAAUACCUCUACCUAGGCACGUACGAUACUCAAGAGGAGGCUGCUCGGGCUUAUGACAUUGCAGCAAUAGAGUACAGAGGCCUGAACGCUGUGACGAACUUCGACUUGAGUUCUUACAUCAGAUGGUUGAAGCCAGCUGCUGCAAACGUGAAUAUUGAAGAAACUCAAGAAGUGUUAUCUUUGAACUUCAGCUCUGGAGAGGAAUAUCCAUCAAGUGUUGGAGAUCAAAUUAGCUCUACUCAAAGGCAGGAAAUACCCGAAAGAAAAUUCCCGGUUAGCUCAAGCACAAAAGCUUCUUCUCCAACUGCACUCGGCCUCCUCCUCCGGUCCUCCAUGUACAGAGAAUUGGUGGAGAAGAAUUCCACUGUCUCUGAAGAUGAAGAUGAUGAAAGAGACACCGAACGGCAAGGUGAGAUGAUUAGCAGUAAUAAUGGGUAUGCAGGCAUAUUUUGUGAUGGAAAUGGUGGUAUCCCGUUUGUGUUCUCUUCCAGUUUUCAUGAUGUUGAGUUGGAGGGAGACUUCUAUUUGUGCCUAAAGCAACCAUAG